AUGUACGAAGGGAUUGACAACCUGAAAUCCCUUUACGACCGUGCCGGGAAGACUUUCUCCGGCGGUCCUUCUGCGGCACAGGAUGUGCCGCGUCGUACUGCUCAACCAGACCCAGUACGUCGAUCAUCAGUUGGGAGCGGGGCUCCCAAGAAUCCCAGGACGGGGGAUAGCCGCGCCACCGGACGAGAUAACUCGUCUGACGUCCGUUCACGUCGCGUUGGUUCAACAGCUGCUCAACUAGAUAGCGCUGGCCACCGCGAGAGUCCUCUAAUGAAGGUGGAGGAGGAGGAAAGACGCUCUCCACACGAUCAUGUGGAUCGGUGUGUUCCCGAGAGCUUCUUUGAUCGCGUAACGCAAGGGUUACGCGACGAUCUCGAACAUGAGCGGAAUAGGCGUCUCCAAAUGGCGGACACUGCCUCGAAGCAUCGAGCUGAGUUUGCCUUUGCUCAGCUUGAGAACGAGAGAUCUCUGACAUCUCUUCGUGACGAGCUAAGGGUAGCUCGUGGGAUUGCUGAUCGGUCUCGGGAUGAGAUAGCUGCUCUUCAGACCCUUGUUGAUGCCCACCAUCGGGAGCACAAGGCUCUCUGCGAGAUGCUAGAGCGCAAGGGCGUUCUCCAUCGGAAUAAGCAGCGUACUGAUGGUACGGCUUAA
Peronospora matthiolae is the source of this 651-nucleotide messenger RNA. The record is from the annotation of a GenBank genome assembly. NCBI's taxonomy places the organism in Eukaryota, Oomycota, Peronosporomycetes, Peronosporales, Peronosporaceae.